Messenger RNA from Rasamsonia emersonii CBS 393.64, 1914 nucleotides. RefSeq lists its product as uncharacterized. The record is from RefSeq and is a predicted model, not a curated record. NCBI's taxonomy places the organism in Eukaryota, Fungi, Ascomycota, Eurotiomycetes, Eurotiales, Trichocomaceae. The transcript has 6 exons. Gene Ontology annotation, molecular function: ADP binding. The coding region runs from base 1 to 1914 and encodes 637 amino acids.
AUGCCGCUGGCCAAGUCGUCAACGAGAAACUACUCCCCUGAUGCGAAAUCUGGGCCUGAAGGAAGAGGACGAUCUAUCAACCAGGCGAAUAGCCGGGACUUUGAUCGGUACUUACCCGGGACUGACUCUUCUAGUAAGACGGGGAGGCAUUGGCCAGCCUUGUUACUGCCAGCCUUGCUGACUGCGAGCGGGGUUGAGGCUGAACGUGCCGGCAUCGGUCGACUUCUCGUCCCAAACUUCUCUCAACGUUCGUCCGAUCUCCAUCCAUUCUCAUCAGUUUCUGUCAUGCUCAACGCAAAUAGCAAUAGCAACCAUGACACUGAAUCGUCGGUCGAGUAUGUCCUCCUUUGCGCUCUUCCGGAACUGUCGUUAAUCUGUUCAAGCAUUGUCGCUGUCCACGGGUUGGGCGCCCAUCCGAACGAUUACCUGGUGCAAGAAGCUAGACACUGGCGACGGUCAAGUCAGGUACUCAACUGGCUGAGCGAGCCCAGCAUGCUCCCGGCAGUGGUGCCUCGUGCGCGAAUAACGCGCUAUGGCUACGAUUCGCGAUGGUUCGGUGAAGAAGCAGUGAAGACAAAGGCCUCCGAUAUUAGUCGACCUGACAGAUUUGAGAGAGGUAAUAGACACUUUAUUCCAUUGCAAGACUCCGCUAAGAUUAAGUCACCUGGCAGGAUCACCAGCCAGCAUCGGCCGCUCAUUCUGAUCGCCCACAGCUUUGGCGGUUUAGUCGUCCUAAAGACGCUGGUGGAUGCAUGGACGGAACGUCAUCGCUGGCCGGGAAUCUACGACGCAACUGUCGGCCUCGUCUUCCUUGGAGUUCCUUUUCGAGGAACCCACGACUCACUUCCCCAAGGCGAGAUUAUCCGGCGAGUCUAUGAGCUUUUCACGGAAAGCCAGGUGCACGGAGACAAUCUUAGCAUUCUUAAGGCAGGAGGGGAGUCUUUAAUUGAUCUGGUGGACUUGUACCUCCGCAUCGCCCGACAGACAGCAAUGCCUAGGGUGGCGUGCUUUUAUGAGCAGAAGGCGACUCCGGUGGGCGCUAUCUUUGGAAAGAGCGUGGUAAAGGAAAUUCCACCUGUGAUACUAGUUAGCGAAAGCUCGGGAUGCCUCGAUCUGAAUGCAUCGUCGGAUAAAUGCCCAUUGCACAGAACACAUUUCGACAUUAACAAGUUUGGUGCACCUGACGAGCAAGGAUUUCGAGUCCUUCGGUCUGUCAUCCGGGAGAUGGCAAAGAGGCGUCCAGGGUCAGUCUCCAGCCAGACUCAGUGGACGUAUCAAGGAGAUCAAUCUCAACUGAUCAUGUCCAAAGCGCCCUUUCCUGGUGAAGGGUAUUUUGAAGUACCUCGAAUCGCCGUAGGUCGAUCUUUUGGUCGACGGAAGCUCGUGCAAGAACUGCAUGAUUUGCUUCAGCCGGGCGACGACCGGCCGUCAGUGGUUGUCCUGCAGGCUCUCGGAGGACAGGGAAAGACUCAGCUGGCGCUGGAAUAUUGCCAGCAGUGGCGGAAAGCUUUUCGCGGUAUUUUUUGGGUUGAUGCAAGCUCCGAGUCAACGGCUCAACAAGCAUUCGAGUCCAUCGCGUUGAAAUUGCGACACCCGGCCAAGCCAGUCUUAGAUGAUAUCUCGACAAAAAUCCAAUUUGUGCUGAACACAAUCCAGAGCUGGAAGGAACGCUGGUUGAUUGUGUACGACAACUAUCAUGAACCAGACUCUUUUCGUAAUGUUAAAGACUUCAUGCCUAUGAACGGGCGUGGGUCGAUCAUCGUCACCAGUCGGCAUACCGGAGCAGAGCGUCUGGGAAAGCCCAUUCAUGUUCCUUCAAUGAUCGAUGAUGGAGGAGUCGAGCUGCUCCUUCGAGAUUUGCCGGCCGAUGAGAUCGAGAAGAAUGAAACCGAGGCACACAACAUUGUCCAAUGA